CGGUCGCUGCAGAGGGAAUGAGAGAGUAUUUUGCAACGUGCCGUAAAGCAACUGCUGCAAGUUGCUUUGCAUUUUCCUGUCGUGCCUUUUUCGCCAUUCAGCCAAUAGGCUGGUAGUUCCCCUUUACGCUGCUGCUCUCCAGCUGCCAAGCAGGUCUCCUCUGGGAAUCCCUGCCCUUGGAGGGGAAACUGCGGAGUGACCUCUCCAAGCCAUGCCUCUCUUGACUCAAACGGAAACAGGCGAAGAGCAGAACGUUUUGGUAGCAAAUCUCGACAAUGUCAGGAACCUGUCCAAUAUCCUGAAAGCCAUUCAUUUUAGAGAUCACGCCACCUGCGUUGCUACUACAAACGGACUCAAGGUGACAGUGGAAAACGCAAAGUGUUUGCAGGCCAAUGCAUUUAUACAGGCAGGUAUUUUCCAAGAAUUCAUGGUUCAGGAAGAAUCUGUGAUGUUCAGAAUCAACCUGUCUGUUCUUUUAGACUGCUUGACCAUCUUUGGAACAAGUUCUUCCCCAGGAACUCAGACAGCCCUUCGGAUGUGUUAUCGGGGUUAUGGCUAUCCUCUGACGCUUUUCCUAGAAGAAGGGGGUGUGGUAACCGUGUGCAAAAUCAACACCCAGGAACCCGAAGAGAUUCUUGAUUUUGAUUUCUGCAGCACAAAUGUUGUAAACAAAAUUAUCCUGCUGUCUGAGGGGCUGCGAGAGGCAUUUUCUGAACUGGACAUGACCAGCGAGGUCCUACAGAUUACAAUGUCUCCAAACAAGCCUUAUUUCAGAUUAUCCACAUUUGGAAAUGCUGGAAGCGCAUACCUAGAUUACCCCAAAGAUUCUGACCUGAUUGAAGCUUUUCACUGUAACCAGACCCAGACAAACAGAUACAAGAUCGCAUUGCUCAAGCCAUCUAUUAAAGCAUUAGCUUUGUCAUGCAAAGUGUCGAUUCGGACAGAUAACCGCGGCUUUCUCUCAUUACAAUACAUGAUCAGGAAUGAAGAUGGACAGAUCUGCUUUGUGGAGUAUUACUGUUGCCCAGAUGAGGACAUUACUGAGCAAGAAAUAUAGCUGGGAGAUUCAUUUCAUUUGUUAUUUUCUUCCUCUGUUAAAAGCUAUCUAGAACAUUCAGUUCUGAAUGCAAGAAGACUCAUGUUGGUAGGUAUGCAGAACAAUAAGAGAGAGAACAAGAUUCAAGCCUCUCUUGAAUUGUAGAAGCAACAUCUGAAACUAAUUUGGGUUCCUUGGUAGUAGAAAGAUGAAAUAACCUUUCGAACACUUCAUUUGAUACAAUAGGCAUGAUAUUGAAAUGCAGCUUAUUCCUGGUUAUUUAAUCACUACCUCACGUACAACUGUACACCAUUGCUCAAAUAUAACCUUAUAUCUAAUUGCCAAUCCAAGAUUCAUUGAAUUUUCUAUAAAUCUCAUUGUUUUGGAGGCGAGGGUGUCCUUUAGCUGGAACCAAUAAUCAAUGUUAAGUCAAAGUAAUACUACAAUGUCUUUACAGUUCAGGAGAUAGUAAAAAGAAUGGAUAGUCCAGCAGCAUUCUUGGGGAGUCACUUAUUGGAGGCAAAUAGAUUGUGUCUGGGGAAUGUGUAACUUUUCCUAGGACACGAACUUCUGAAUGCUACAGCCAUUUGGAAAAGCACUAAGCUUCCAGAGCACAGAUAAAGUUCCCUAUGAUAAGCAGCAGCCAGUUAUCAGUACAAUUCCUUUUUUCUCCAAACCUGUUUAAAUGGCUGAACCCUGCAGAUUCUCAGUGACAAGCUGUGCCAUGCUGUUCGUGUUAAAACAUCUCUACUCUUUGAUGGGCAUCUUGCUAACUGUAUAACAGAAGUCCAAUAGAAUUAAUUACUGAAAUUGCACAGUUGACUAAAUAUAUAUAAAGGAUAAUAUAUGUUUUCUUUUGUUAUUUGGAAUAUCUUUCCUGGGGUCCAGUGGUUGCCAAUAUCUUAGAAAUCUGGGAAUGAGAAAUUUAGUGUCCCCUUUCUCUUCUGCUUUGGACAUGUAGGCACUUCAUGUACAGUGGAGACCCUGCAGUAAACAAAUAAAGAAUCUUUCAUACUUACA
This is a messenger RNA of Anolis carolinensis (green anole), 2056 nucleotides long. RefSeq names its product RAD1 checkpoint DNA exonuclease (gene rad1). Gene Ontology annotation, biological process: DNA damage checkpoint signaling; DNA repair. Bases 212 to 1057 code for a protein of 281 amino acids. Gene Ontology annotation, molecular function: 3'-5' exonuclease activity. The record is from RefSeq and is a predicted model, not a curated record. The transcript is spliced from 6 exons. NCBI's taxonomy places the organism in Eukaryota, Metazoa, Chordata, Lepidosauria, Squamata, Anolidae. Gene Ontology annotation, cellular component: nucleus; checkpoint clamp complex.